Messenger RNA from Budorcas taxicolor (takin), 777 nucleotides. It is a transcript of the gene STOML3, whose product is annotated as stomatin like 3. The record is from RefSeq and is a predicted model, not a curated record. NCBI's taxonomy places the organism in Eukaryota, Metazoa, Chordata, Mammalia, Artiodactyla, Bovidae. Gene Ontology annotation, cellular component: plasma membrane. The transcript is spliced from 6 exons. Bases 16 to 777 code for a protein of 253 amino acids.
CUUUCUUUCCUGCUGAUGGUCAUUACCUUCCCGAUCUCCAUAUGGAUGUGCUUGAAGAUCAUUAAGGAGUAUGAACGUGCUGUUGUAUUCCGACUGGGACGCAUCCAAGCUGACAAAGCCAAGGGGCCAGGUCUGAUUCUGAUCUUGCCCUGCAUAGAUGUGUUUGUCAAAGUGGAUCUCCGGACCGUUACUUGCAACAUUCCUCCCCAGGAGAUCCUCACCAGAGACUCUGUGACCACUCAGGUGGACGGAGUGGUCUAUUACAGGAUCUAUAGCGCCGUCUCAGCGGUGGCUAAUGUCAACGAUGUCCAUCAAGCCACGUUUCUGCUGGCUCAGACCACUCUGAGAAAUGUCUUAGGGACACGGACCUUGUCCCAGAUCCUAGCUGGCCGAGAAGAGAUCGCCCACAGCAUCCAGACCUUACUUGAUGAUGCCACUGAGCUGUGGGGGAUCCGGGUGGCCCGGGUGGAAAUCAAAGACGUCCGGAUUCCCGUGCAGUUGCAGAGGUCCAUGGCCGCUGAGGCCGAGGCCACCCGGGAAGCCAGGGCCAAGGUCCUUGCAGCGGAAGGAGAAAUGAAUGCUUCUAAAGCUCUGAAGUCCGCCUCCAUGGUGCUGGCUGAGUCCCCGGCAGCCCUCCAGCUGCGUUACCUGCAGACCUUGGCCACCGUGGCCACAGAGAAGAAUUCCACCAUUGUGUUUCCUCUGCCCAUAAAUAUGCUGGAGGGCAUUGGUGGCAUCACCUACGACAACCACAAGAAGGUCCCCAACAGAGCUUGA